UUCAACCUUGUCCCUUCCUUUCUUCACACAUUCCACUCAUCAGAAAUGGCAACAUCUCCAUUAACCUCCCUUCUCCCAUUCACAACUUCAUCAACUAAAUCUCAUUCAAAGCUCCCACCUUUUCGUGCAUUCAGAGUCUCGGCUUCUGUCUCAGUUCCUGAAACUCACUUUCAACACACACCCAGAAGAGAAUUCUUAAAGGGUAUUGCUCUUUCACUCCCACUUAUUGCUCUUACUGAGCCACCACAGUCACAAGCUAGAGAUGUUGCAGUUGGUUCUUUCCUCCCUCCUUCAUCAUCAGACCCUUCUUUUGUUCUCUUCAAAGCUUCUACUAAAGAUACUCCUGCCCUUCGAGCAGGAAAUGUCGAGCCAUACCAGUUUAUCCUUCCCCCAACAUGGAAACAGCUUCGUAUAGCUAACAUACUAUCAGGAAAUUACUGUCAACCAAAAUGUGCAGAGCCAUGGGUGGAGGUUAAAUUUGAAGAUGAAAAACAAGGAAAAAUUCAGGUUGUUGCUUCACCUUUGAUACGCCUAACCAACAAACCAAAUGCAACAAUUGAGGACAUUGGUAGCCCAGAAAAGGUUAUUGCUUCUCUCGGCCCAUUUGUAACCGGAAACACUCUUGACCCUGAUGAACUCAUCGAGACUUCAGUUGAAAAGAUUGAUGAUCUGACGUACUACAAAUAUGUGCUUGAAACUCCAUAUGCUCUUACCGGUUCACACAAUCUUGCAAAAGCAACUGCAAAGGGAAACACCGUUGUUUUGUUUGUGGCUAGUGCCAAUGACAAGCAGUGGCAAACUUCAGAGAAGGUUCUAAAGACCAUGCUUGAUUCCUUUAAAGUGUAGUUUUCUGUUAAAGGUAAAUUAGAUAACUUUACCUUCGGAUUAUUUCUUGUAAUUUUUGUUUAUACAGGAUUAUUGAGCAAGAGGUGUAUUGGUCCCCAUUUGAAAUAUAUUUUGAUUUGAAGUUGAAGUCAUAUGUUUUCAUGUUUUAACAGAACAACUUGUCUUUGUAAAUAUCUGAUUAUGCCAAUGUCUUAUGUUUUAUUGUCUUAA
Messenger RNA from Trifolium pratense (red clover), 1056 nucleotides. RefSeq names its product psbP domain-containing protein 6, chloroplastic. The record is from RefSeq and is a predicted model, not a curated record. The transcript is spliced from 3 exons. Gene Ontology annotation, molecular function: calcium ion binding. Bases 46 to 846 code for a protein of 266 amino acids. Gene Ontology annotation, cellular component: photosystem II; photosystem II oxygen evolving complex; extrinsic component of membrane. NCBI's taxonomy places the organism in Eukaryota, Viridiplantae, Streptophyta, Magnoliopsida, Fabales, Fabaceae. Gene Ontology annotation, biological process: photosynthesis.